CUUCAUAUAAUUUCUACACUGUUAUAAUUUUUCGGACUAUAGCAGUGCAAAGAAGCCGCAGGAGAAAGGAUGGGGAAUAAACCAUCACUAGAAGGCACCUCAGCACAGGUGGCCGAGGUUUCUAAAGAAGACACCAAGAAGCCAACUACUGAAUCAGCUCCUGAUGUAUCUAAGACUUAUGAAGAGCUUGUAGGGUCAAAUUCUCGGACUAUAGCUGAGGUUUCAAAGGCUAAAGAAAAGCCCUCAAAGCCAGUGGAAGAAUGGAAGGAACCUGCAACAAUUCCGAAGAAGAUUCCACACAUGUAUCAAGCUAUCAUCAAGCAGGCAGAUGACCCAUCUGAUGGUGGUCUUCUUGAUAAAAUCCAAUCAUCAGGGAUAUUUUUGAACAAUAAAAAGCAGAAAUAUUGGGUAGAGAAAAAAUCUGGAUGCAACUGUUUCAUGCUGUUUGCAAGAGGCCUAUUGAUAACUUGGAGUGAGAACCAGAACUUUUGGCAAUGGGUCUCUCUGAAAGAAACCGGUGAUGAGGAGAUCGAAAUUGCAAGCCUCUUAAAUGUAUGUUGGCUAGAAGUUCAUGGAAGAUUUGAGACAUCAUACCUCACACCAGGAAUCAUGUAUGAAGUUGUGUUCAUGGUCAUGAUGGAGCCAGGAUAUGGAUGGGCUAAGCCAGUUAACCUCAGGCUCAGGCUCCCAAAUGGAUAUGUGAAACAAAGUGAACUAUGCUUAAUAGAAAUUCCUAAAAGGCAGUGGACUGAGCUCAAAGUUGGAGAGUUCAUGGCAGAAAGCAAUCUGGCAGGUGAAAUGGAGUUUUCCUUGUAUGAGUAUGAAGGGGGUCACUGGAAAAGAGGGCUUACUAUUAAAGGAGCCGUUAUUCGACCAAAGAAGUGAUUUAAUUACAUCUGGCAAUAAAAACUCAUGGAUAUGUAAUAUUAGUAGCGUAAUGCUGGACUGGAGUUUGGUACUUGCAAGCUACUUUAUACCUGAAUAAAAUAUCUUUCUCCACUUUAAGUUUGCAA
Messenger RNA from Asparagus officinalis (garden asparagus), 1013 nucleotides. RefSeq names its product protein PHLOEM PROTEIN 2-LIKE A1-like. The transcript is spliced from 3 exons. NCBI's taxonomy places the organism in Eukaryota, Viridiplantae, Streptophyta, Magnoliopsida, Asparagales, Asparagaceae. Bases 70 to 885 code for a protein of 271 amino acids. The record is from RefSeq and is a predicted model, not a curated record.